CAGAUGCUCAUUUGUUGGCGCCAGCGCCAACUGGAAACGAGUUUAAUUUGGGCUCGGAACCGACUCGACAGCAACCUCCAAAACCAUGUCUAGACGAAGUGGUCGCCUGCAGAAAAGAUCUGAAAAUGCUCCAGGGCAGAAAAGCAAAGUAACUAAGCAAAGCAACAGAAAAAAGUUCCAGCCCCUGUCAAAGCUGCAGUGUGAGAAGAACUAUACAGUACUUGAGUGCGUGGCUGAGCCUUGUGUUCUCAUCAAAGCUGCUGUGAGGGGAGUGGACUGCGAGGCCGUUCUCACUGCCACACACACCCUGGUUCAGCCGUCCCCUCUGCCUCCUCUUGGAUGGGGAUCUCCUGAAGACGUGUGGGUGAAGAUGGUGGGCAGGGAGCAGAACUACACACACAGCAAGAGCUUCAUGCAGAAACACCCCGCGAUACAGCCCAGAAUGAGAUCCAUACUGCUCGACUGGUUAAUUGAGGUGAGUGAGGCCUACACUCUCCACCGGCAGACGUUCUACCUGGCUCAGGAUUACUUCGACCGCUUCAUGUUGACGCAGGACAACAUUGAGAAGAACAUGCUGCAGCUCAUCGGGAUAACCUGUCUCUUUAUAGCAUCCAAGAUGGAGGAAGCCUGUCCUCCCAAGCUCUCACAGAUGGCCUAUGUGACUGCAGGGACUUACUAUGAAGAGGAGAUCCUGCAGAUGGAGCUCAUCAUAUUGAAGGCACUGAAGUGGAGCCUUUGUCCUGAAACAGCCGUCUCCUGGCUGAAGCUUUACUUCCAGAUGGCAUCCAUGAGCACAAACUCUGACCUGCUGGAGUCGCAGUUUCCACAGGAGGCUUACGUGCAAAUGACACAGCUUUUAGAUUUGUGUAUCAUCAACAUAAACUCUCUGGUCUUUGAGUAUCGAGUGUUGGCUGCCUCGGUGCUGAGUCAUUUCAUUCAUCAGGAAACAGUGGAGAAAGUUUCAGGUCUGUGCACACACUCCCUGCAGCAGUGUGUGAGCUGGAUGGCCCCCUCUGUGGAGGCAGCUAGCUUUUUUGGCAGAGUAGCGCUGAGAGACUUUGUCAGUAUAAAGAAAGAAGACCGACACAACGUCCAGACGCACCUGGACUACAUGAGCAUGCUGGAGGGCGUCAAUCAAAAGGAAGUGAGCGGACAGUUCCUCACUCCGCCCAGCAGCACAGAGAAGAACGUCUCACACUGAAGCUCAAGAGGAAGACUCUGAAGAGUGUGAACCAAGAGGGCCGGGGUUCAGGUCCCAACCAGAAGAGCUGGAAACAGCUCCGUCAGCAGAGGCAGACGGACUGUGAACCCGAACACUGAAGAGUUCACUCCACGCCUGCUGAACUCAAAUGUCUCUGAAUGCAUUAUCCACGCUCAUAUCUUUCUAAAUUAUUGGCUAAAGCUUUUUUUGCUUGAUUUUAGCAACUGGGUGCUUUAAUUCCGAAAUUAAUUUUAUUCAAAGAGUGGAAUUGUCAUUUCUAGGAAAUGAAAGUGAUGUGCAAUUGUUUACUUUUGUAGCAUAUGAAAUAUGUUGGUAGUCAGCAGAUCAAAUCUUUGUAACCCUGCUUCAGGGUCAGAUGAAAUGUGUCAUUGUUUUCAAAUGGAUGACUGCCACUUCUUCAGUAUGACUUUGUAGCUUGUGAUGAACCUUAAUGAAAGCUCCAGCUGAUGGAGACAUAUUGUUGCUGUUGUGAUCCAGCCAUUGUUUGUGUGACUCAGGGCCAUGAGGAGUCAGUGAUUUAUUUUCUUAUUCUCAUUUUAAAUGAUUGCAUGUGUACAAAUGAGCAACUGUAUUUAUUUUAGAAGUUUAUUUUCGACCACAAAAUAAAAAAUGUACAUUCC
Molecule: messenger RNA, 1842 nt
Organism: Notothenia coriiceps (black rockcod)
Lineage: Eukaryota; Metazoa; Chordata; Actinopteri; Perciformes; Nototheniidae
Gene: ccne2
Product: cyclin E2
Exons: 12
Coding region: 86-1201 (371 amino acids)
Source: RefSeq, a predicted model, not a curated record